AGCCGCCUAUCUUCUCUGCUUGGGCAAGGGAGGAAUACGUCAGGCUUGCAGAGAGGGAGAGAGAGAGAAGAGGGAGAGUGUGUGUGAGAGAGAGAGAGAGCGAGAGAGAGGCGGAGUAGGCAAGUUAAAGUUAAAGACAAUUGGAUUGGCUGCUCUCGGACUGACACUGCAAGCAUGGGGCUGGGAAGAGGGAAAGAUGAUUACAAACUGGCCGCCACGUCUGAUGGCAACAGCAAGAAAGACAAGAAGGCGAAAGAAAAAAAGGAUAUGGAUGACCUAAAGAAAGAAGUGGAUCUGGAUGAUCACAAGCUCACCUUGGAUGAGCUUCAUAGGAAGUACGGAACCGACCUGUCCAGGGGUCUGACCUCCACCAGAGCAAAGGAGAUCCUUCUCCGGGAUGGUCCGAACGCUCUGACGCCACCACCCACUACCCCCGAGUGGGUGAAGUUCUGUCGACAGCUUUUUGGAGGUUUCUCAAUGCUUCUCUGGAUUGGAGCCAUCCUCUGCUUCCUUGCUUACGGCAUCCAGGCAGCGUCCGAAGAUGAACCCGCCAAUGAUAACUUGUACCUGGGUGUUGUGCUUUCUGCCGUCGUCAUCAUCACCGGUUGCUUCUCCUACUACCAAGAGGCCAAGAGCUCCAAGAUCAUGGAGUCUUUCAAAAAUCUGGUCCCACAGCAAGCCUUGGUUAUCCGUGACGGAGAAAAGAACAACAUAAACGCAGAGGAGGUGGUGGCGGGAGAUUUGGUGGAGGUUAAAGGUGGAGACAGGAUUCCGGCGGAUCUGCGAAUCAUCUCUGCCCAGGGUUGCAAGGUGGACAACUCCUCUUUGACCGGUGAAUCCGAGCCACAGACCCGUACUCCAGACUUCUCUAAUGACAACCCACUGGAGACUAGGAAUAUUGCUUUCUUCUCUACCAACUGCAUUGAAGGCACGGCCAAAGGAAUCGUCAUCAACACCGGAGACCGCACCGUCAUGGGUCGCAUUGCCACCUUGGCGUCAAGUCUAGAAGGCGGCAAAACUCCCAUUGCCGUCGAGAUUGAGCAUUUCAUCCACAUCAUCACUGGCGUGGCUGUUUUCCUGGGUGUGUCCUUUUUCGUCCUAUCCCUCAUUCUCGGGUACGGGUGGCUGGAAGCCGUCAUCUUCCUCAUUGGCAUCAUCGUGGCCAACGUGCCGGAGGGUCUCCUGGCUACCGUCACUGUAUGUCUGACUUUGACUGCCAAGCGUAUGGCCAAGAAGAACUGCUUGGUGAAGAAUCUGGAAGCCGUCGAGACUCUGGGCUCCACCUCCACCAUCUGCUCAGACAAGACCGGCACCUUGACCCAAAACAGGAUGACGGUUGCCCACAUGUGGUUCGACAACCAGAUCCACGAGGCGGACACGACUGAGAACCAGAGCGGGACAUCUUUUGACAGGAGCUCUGAGUCCUGGGCUGCCCUGGCAAGAAUCGCCGGACUCUGUAACCGUGCUGUCUUCCUGGCAGAGCAGAGCAACAUUCCCAUCCUAAAGAGGGACGUGGCUGGAGAUGCCUCGGAGGCUGCUCUGCUCAAAUGCAUUGAGUUGUGCUGUGGAUCAGUCAAAAGCAUGCGAGACAAAUACCAAAAGGUUGCUGAAAUCCCCUUCAACUCCACCAACAAGUACCAGCUCUCCAUCCAUAAGAACUCAACCCCUGGAGAGAGCAAACAUCUGCUAGUCAUGAAGGGUGCUCCAGAGAGAAUUUUGGAUCGCUGCUCCACCAUCAUGAUGCACGGCAAAGAGCAGACACUGGAUGAGGAAAUGAAAGACGCUUUCCAGAAUGCCUACGUUGAGCUAGGAGGACUUGGAGAGAGAGUGCUCGGUUUCUGCCAUUUCAAUUUGCCCGAUGACCAGUUCCCAGAAGGCUUUGCGUUUGACACCGAGGAGGUCAACUUUCCUACUGAGAAGUUGUGCUUCAUCGGCCUCAUGUCCAUGAUCGAUCCUCCUCGUGCCGCCGUGCCAGAUGCUGUUGGAAAAUGCAGAAGCGCCGGUAUCAAGGUUAUCAUGGUAACAGGUGAUCAUCCAAUCACAGCCAAGGCCAUCGCUAAGGGUGUGGGCAUCAUCUCUGAAGGCAAUGAGACAGUUGAAGAUAUUGCGGCUCGCUUGAACGUUCCAAUAGCUGAGGUCAACCCCAGGGAUGCUAAGGCCUGUGUUGUCCAUGGUGGUGAGCUGAAGGAUAUGACCUCAGAGCAGCUGGAUGACAUCCUCAAGCACCACACCGAAAUUGUCUUUGCCAGAACCUCACCGCAACAGAAGCUAAUCAUUGUGGAGGGUUGCCAGCGACAGGGAGCCAUCGUUGCCGUGACCGGUGACGGCGUCAACGACUCUCCGGCUCUGAAAAAAGCCGACAUCGGCGUCGCCAUGGGGAUUGCCGGAUCGGACGUCUCCAAGCAGGCGGCUGACAUGAUCCUGCUGGAUGACAACUUCGCUUCCAUUGUUACUGGAGUUGAAGAAGGCCGCCUGAUUUUUGACAACUUGAAGAAGUCCAUCGCCUACACACUAACCAGCAACAUCCCUGAGAUUUCGCCUUUCCUCCUCUUUAUCAUUGCCAAUAUCCCUCUACCUCUGGGAACCGUCACCAUCCUCUGUAUCGACCUGGGAACUGACAUGGUUCCGGCUAUCUCACUGGCUUACGAAGAAGCUGAGAGCGAUAUCAUGAAGAGGCAGCCCAGAAACCCCAAAACAGACAAACUGGUGAAUGAGAGGCUCAUCAGCAUUGCCUAUGGACAAAUCGGUAUGAUGCAAGCCACAGCGGGCUUCUUCACAUACUUUGUGAUCUUAGCCGAAAACGGCUUCCUGCCCAUGGACUUACUGGGCAUUCGAGUUCUUUGGGACGACAAAUUUGUAAAUGACCUGGAGGACAGCUAUGGGCAGCAAUGGACAUAUGAGCGUAGGAAGAUUGUCGAGUUCACCUGCCACACGGCCUUUUUCGCAAGUAUCGUCGUUGUGCAGUGGGCCGAUUUGAUCAUCUGCAAGACAAGGAGGAACUCCAUCCUGCAGCAAGGCAUGAAGAACCGCAUCCUUAUCUUCGGACUGUUUGAAGAGACAGCCCUGGCUGCGUUCCUGUCAUACUGCCCUGGCAUGGACGUUGCCCUAAGAAUGUACCCACUCAAGCCAACUUGGUGGUUCUGCGCCUUCCCCUAUUCACUGCUUAUUUUCCUCUACGAUGAGGCAAGAAGAUACAUUCUCAGACGCAACCCAGGCGGUUGGGUGGAGCAGGAGACAUACUACUGAGCCAAAGUUGGACGUUAUGUACUGCCAUGUUACAUACUAGUUUGAGGCACCACACAGAUUCCAUCAAUAAAUUAAUUUCUUGAUUAUAUGUCAAUAAACAACACCCGACUAUUAUGUAACACAA
This is a messenger RNA of Syngnathus typhle (broad-nosed pipefish), 3370 nucleotides long. Its product is annotated as sodium/potassium-transporting ATPase subunit alpha-1. Lineage: Eukaryota; Metazoa; Chordata; Actinopteri; Syngnathiformes; Syngnathidae. Gene Ontology annotation, biological process: proton transmembrane transport; sodium ion export across plasma membrane; intracellular sodium ion homeostasis. The record is from RefSeq and is a predicted model, not a curated record. Gene Ontology annotation, cellular component: membrane. The transcript is spliced from 23 exons. Bases 175 to 3246 code for a protein of 1023 amino acids. Gene Ontology annotation, molecular function: ATP hydrolysis activity; ATP binding; P-type sodium:potassium-exchanging transporter activity.